This is a messenger RNA of Varanus komodoensis (Komodo dragon), 1624 nucleotides long. It is a transcript of the gene YWHAH, whose product is annotated as tyrosine 3-monooxygenase/tryptophan 5-monooxygenase activation protein eta. The transcript has 2 exons. The record is from RefSeq and is a predicted model, not a curated record. Lineage: Eukaryota; Metazoa; Chordata; Lepidosauria; Squamata; Varanidae. Gene Ontology annotation, biological process: signal transduction. The coding region runs from base 152 to 895 and encodes 247 amino acids. Gene Ontology annotation, cellular component: cytoplasm.
CGUGCUCGCCCGAGGUAAAAGCGGCGUUCGCCCCCUCGCUCUUCAGAGGAGCCGCGCGAGCGAGGAAGUGAGGAGCGGUCGCCGCGAAACGAGCCUGUCCGGCGCGCCCGCCCGCCCACCCACCGACCGACCGACCGACCACCGACCGACCAUGAACGACCGCGAGCAGCUGCUGCAGCGAGCCCGCCUCGCCGAGCAGGCGGAGAGAUACGACGACAUGGCUGCGGCCAUGAAAGCGGUGACUGAGCUGAAUGAGUCCCUUUCAAAUGAAGACAGAAACUUGUUGUCUGUUGCAUACAAGAAUGUGGUUGGUGCCAGGCGAUCUUCCUGGCGAGUUAUCAGCAGCAUAGAGCAGAAAACAGUGGCUGACGGGAAUGAGAAGAAGCUGGAGAAGGUGAGAGCCUACAGGGAGAAGAUCGAGAAGGAGCUCGAGUCAGUUUGCAAUGAUGUCUUGACCCUCUUAGAUAAGUUCUUAAUCAAGAACUGCACUGACAUUCAAUAUGAAAGCAAAGUCUUUUAUUUGAAAAUGAAAGGUGAUUACUACCGCUAUUUGGCAGAAGUUGCUACAGGUGAGAAGAAGAACAAUGUUGUGGAAGCUUCGGAGGCUGCUUACAAAGAAGCCUUUGAAAUCAGCAAAGAGCACAUGCAGCCCACCCACCCAAUCAGGCUUGGGUUGGCCCUCAACUUCUCAGUGUUCUACUAUGAAAUCCAGAAUGCUCCUGAGCAGGCCUGCCUUCUAGCCAAACAAGCCUUUGAUGAUGCCAUAGCAGAGCUGGACACACUCAACGAGGAUUCCUACAAGGACUCCACCCUUAUCAUGCAGCUCCUUCGAGACAACCUCACUCUCUGGACGAGUGACCAGCAGGAUGAGGAAGCGGGAGAGGGCAACAACUGAAGAGCUGGUCGUGCUGCGGCUGUCCAUCGACUGUCACCUCAUCCCACUCCUCGCAUUUCUUUGCCACAACCCCACAAGUGCUUCGUGCUCUGUGCAUCUGUAGCGUUGGUGCAGCCGUGAGGUCUGCCGGGUGCUGCGUCCAGUGGGCUCCAUGGGCAUUGCUGGGCUGGAUGGCGCAUCAGCCUGUUUGCCACCAUGGCGUAUCAGUUGUGCAGGAAGAAAUGUACCAUGAGGCAUUUUAGUUUCAUUCAGUUAAUACCCAGAUUCAUAAAGUAACAAAGUGAGGAGAAUUGAUCAGAAAUUACAUCUUUAAAUUUUCCAUUCGGAAGAAAGGGAGUAUGACAGUUCAGUAGUGGUGCUUGUAAUGCAAAACAAAGAUACUAAUCUUAAUGGAAAGAAUAUAAGGAGGUGUGAGCUGAUUUUGUCUUACUUAAUAACUUUAAAAUGUGAGGUUCUGUAAUGCUCUUUGUUUUGCCUCUUAUGGGUACAGACAGGCAGAAGCAUACUGAGGUUUUGAUUUUGCUACCUGCCAAGUUCCCCAGUCCUCCUGGUUUUGGCAAAUCAUGAUUCCUCCUUUUUUAAAUUCUUUAACUGUUCAAUUGGCUGCAUUAUGACAGCAAUGUGUCAAUGUUAGCCCAUGUUAAGAUGGAUGAUAAUGAAAUGCCAGACUUCUAAAUUAAGUGUUUGAAUUAAAAAAAAAAUAAACUGCUGCUUUGGGGAGAUAAACUA